CACCAAAGCGCUUGCUGCCUUGUCAAACAUAAUUUACGCUGGUGAUGAAAGCGUCUUGGCGGUGACAGUAACUGGAGUUGACACGAAGUAGAAGUUCUGUUUUUUCAGAAGUUUUAGUUAAUUUAACAACCAUGGCUACUCCAGGUGUUCUGCCCACAUACCAACGAUAUGUAAAUGGUGUUCCUAUACCAGUUAGCAGAAAGUCUUUGCGAAUGCGUGAAAAAUACAUUAUUUUGUUGGUUUUUGCAACGUUUGGUGUAGUUUGCUUUGGUGCAUUUUUCUUCUUACCUGAUUUGAGAGACAGGGUAAGUGUUCCCGAAAUGAAGAAACAGAUUAAAAUAUUUGGUGAUGAUAUAUUUAUGCCAGGGGCCGUAAAAGGAACAGGGAAGAUGCGUCAUAUAGAUAAUCACGGUGAUGAAGUUGAUAUUCAUAAAGUGGAAGAUAAGGAAAAACUAGGUUUAAAGGUAGCUGAAGAGUUUGCUAAACAAAAAGCUUUAGAUGAAUUAAGUAAAAAAGCAAAUCUUCCAAAGGAUGACACUUUGAAAUUUAAAGAGGAAAUUAAAGAAGACAAGGAAAAGGUUAUUGAACAACAGAGACAGAGGGAAAUGGAAAUAAAGAUGGAAGAGGAAAAGAAAUUAAAGGAAGAUGUGCAAAAAGAGCAUGCAGGUGGUGAUGGUACUCAGGGUGGGGAGCCAUCAGAUCCAGAUGUCCAAAUGAAAAGAAACAAAAUUAAAGAGAUGAUGAAGUUAUCUUGGGAGAGUUACAAGAAGUAUGCUUGGGGAGCUAACGAAUUGAGACCAAUCUCAAAGCGUGGACACAGUGCGAGUAUUUUUGGUACAUCAACCCUCGGAGCUACAAUUAUAGAUGCUUUAGAUACACUGCACAUCAUGGAGAUGAAUGAUGAAUUCAAGGAAGGACGUGACUGGAUUGAAGAUUUUUUGAAUUUCAAAAUUCUGCAUGAAAUUGUAGUGUUUGAGACACUUUAAAUUUUUGUCGGUGGUCUGUUGUCAGCAUGCAUUAUAUCGACAGAAAAUAUGUUCAAGGAGAAGGCUGCAGAUAUUGCGGAGAAGCUGUUGCCUGCAUUUAAAACUCCUACAGGGAUCCCCCACUCUAUGGUUAAUAUAAAAUCGGGUAGCAGUAGAAAUUGGGGCUGGGCAUCAGGUGGAGCAUCAAUAUUGUCAGAGUUUGGUUCUAUGCAUCUAGAGUUUGUCUAUUUGUCAAAUGUCACUGGAAAUACAGUGUUUGCUGAAAAGGUAUACAAAAUCCGAGAUUUCCUGAACGACAUAGAGAAACCAAAUGGUUUAUAUCCAAAUUACCUCAACCCUAGAACAGGGAGAUGGGGACAGCGUAAGUAUACAGUCAGUUUAUACGUACCUGUUGUACAAACGAAAUGGCAGUGUGGCUUUCUUGAUGAAUUUGUUGCCCCCUUUUUACCUCAACAGCGUAACUAG
Messenger RNA from Mercenaria mercenaria, 1451 nucleotides. RefSeq names its product mannosyl-oligosaccharide 1,2-alpha-mannosidase IB-like. The transcript is spliced from 10 exons. Gene Ontology annotation, molecular function: calcium ion binding; mannosyl-oligosaccharide 1,2-alpha-mannosidase activity. The record is from RefSeq and is a predicted model, not a curated record. Gene Ontology annotation, biological process: N-glycan processing; carbohydrate metabolic process. NCBI's taxonomy places the organism in Eukaryota, Metazoa, Mollusca, Bivalvia, Venerida, Veneridae. Gene Ontology annotation, cellular component: endoplasmic reticulum; Golgi membrane.